This is a messenger RNA of Saccharomyces mikatae IFO 1815, 717 nucleotides long. RefSeq names its product Shr5p (gene SHR5). The record is from RefSeq and is a predicted model, not a curated record. The transcript has a single exon. Gene Ontology annotation, biological process: peptidyl-L-cysteine S-palmitoylation; protein targeting to membrane. NCBI's taxonomy places the organism in Eukaryota, Fungi, Ascomycota, Saccharomycetes, Saccharomycetales, Saccharomycetaceae. Bases 1 to 717 code for a protein of 238 amino acids. Gene Ontology annotation, cellular component: endoplasmic reticulum palmitoyltransferase complex; extrinsic component of endoplasmic reticulum membrane.
AUGUGCACUAGCCAUCAAAGGGAAGAAGAUAGCGCAACUACGGGCGAAAGGGCGCUGUUUUUCAACUAUCAUGAGUUUUCGUAUUCAUUUUACGAAGACCUCGGUUCCAAAAACGCUAAACCCACAGAGCAUGACGAAGACCACAAAUUGUGUAUUACACAUUUCCCAAAUGUUUAUGCUGCACGGGGGUCGUCUGAAUUUCAAGUAACCCGGGUGGUACGAGUGCCCCGGAGGUUCGAUGAGUCUCGGAGCAGCCUUGACACGCCACAGUUUAGCACGCAGCUUCCCGGUGAUGAGCCCGCAGCGAUCGUGGGAGACGACGAAAGGUCAGGCUUUGUGGGUUUCGGGCGCUACGACACCGGGGGUCACGUGUUUGGCUGCUCUUCCGUGUCGCCUCUAUCGGAUCACCUUAGUGCGGCGGAGUUCGCAGAAAUAGUUUGCAGGGUAAACGAAUUCUUGCUGCGAGAAGAGGGUUGCGUGUAUGGGUGGCGAAAUAUGUGCUGUCUUGUGCUGGAUAUUCUCACGGGCGGUCUGUGGAGCUGGGUUUUGGGGCCCCUUCUUUCUAGACCUGUGUUUCAGGAAUCUCUCGUGCUAGAACAGUACGUGGCGCAGCUAAAUUCGCCGGGCGGCCUUCUCUACGAGCGCGGUGUGCGCCUAGUCUUGCCCCGACGGUCCGGGUGCCUAUCCCUAGAUUUUGUCGUGCCCCGACCGGAAUAG